Molecule: messenger RNA, 966 nt
Organism: Ilyonectria robusta
Lineage: Eukaryota; Fungi; Ascomycota; Sordariomycetes; Hypocreales; Nectriaceae
Exons: 3
Coding region: 1-966 (321 amino acids)
Source: RefSeq, a predicted model, not a curated record
AUGUUCGCAAGACUGAAAGCUGUUGUUUUGUUUCUGGUUCACGGCUCAUUGCUACUAUCCAUCCUCAUUUUCACUCUAAAGCUACUUUCCGAAACCAAAAAUGAAAAGGAGGGUAUUUUCAAGAUCUCGUUUGAACGAAACGUCUUCAUCCGGGGGUUACCAAACCCCAUCGAGAGCAUUCAGGCACAGGCAACGCACGUUGUAGGAGAUGCUGGUGAUAUUGCCGAGAAAGCGACUUCGGCAGUUGCUCGAGCUACGAAAGUUGGAGGCGACAUCAAAAACAAGGCUAGUAGUGCAAUUGCGGCUGGCGAGACUCUCAUCAACGGACUCAUUCCAAAAGCAUGCAGUGUCGGAACCAAGUAUGGGUGUGUCGAAUUCGACAGUCGCUCAGACUGUGUACAAUUUCCAAUGCAGGACGAUAACGUCUUUGAUAAAAUUACGGAUCUAUCGACAACGGUUAAACCAUUGAAAGGAAUACUACAGCACAUUCCAUCUUUACAAGUUUUCCUUGUUGUUGGAGUAAUCUUCAUUUUAGUUUCGUCGAUUAUCUCCGUUGCGAGCUCCUUGGGCUUUGUGUUUCCAUUAAAGAGCCUCAUAAACAUUAUUAUAAGCGGCCUAGGACUAGCUGCUUUCUGUUCCUUCACAGGGAUUGUCAUGGGUAUCUAUGCAAACGGCCUUGAUCUGGAGGAUCUCACAGGCGGUACUCUUCAUCGAGGCUUUGCGUAUAUUGCCUCCAUAAGCAUAGCCGUCAUGUCAUUUCUGCACUUUGUUGUAGUGAUGGCAGAGGCGGUGCUAAGGGACGGGCCUAGAGCCCGUCUUUUAUACAUGAUGAAGACGGCUGCUGUCGGAGGCGGCAGUCCGUCGCCGCCGCACAGGGGCCGAGGCCCUGUGGGGACCGGGGACCGGGAUCGUGGUCAUAGGGCCGGCGAUGUGGUCCGAGAAAGAAAGAAAAGUGGCGUUGUCUAG